AUGCUACUAAAACUCUGCAAUACGACUGAUGAUUUUGAUAUUAUUCCUGAUUUGACAAUUUUAAUGAUAAAUAUUCGAAUAGCACCUGAUCAAAAAAACUUACAUCCAGCUCCAUUGCCACAAUUAUUAGCUAAAAUUUGUAUUUUAACAACAACGGAUCAAGGUAAUCUUCGAAUGAAUAUCAAUGAAAUUUUGUUCUUUGAUGUUGUGUUAGAUCCAUUUGCUGGAUCUGGUACAACACUUGUAUCUGCGGCGAAGAUUAAACAAUCAUUUCGUAGUUUUGAUAUUAGUAAAAAAAUAUCAAAAUAUGUUUCAAAAACGAUUAAUUAA
Rotaria sp. Silwood2 is the source of this 330-nucleotide messenger RNA. Lineage: Eukaryota; Metazoa; Rotifera; Eurotatoria; Philodinida; Philodinidae. The record is from the annotation of a GenBank genome assembly.